AUGCCAGAACCGGUGGGGCCCGUUGUAUCGACCACCACCAUUGGUAGUGUCGCUGCCACUGCAGCCCAGCUCUCACUCGAUCUAUUCACCGUCGACCAGAACUUCAAGAGUGUUCCUCGAGAGAUUGCUGAAAUAGCCGACGGCAUAUCAUCGCUUUCCGGAACCCUCGUGACACUCGCGGAUCUUAUGGAUGCCCAUCAGGACCUUUGUACACCUGCCCUAUUCCAAAACACCACAGUAGUCCUUGUGCGAUACAACCAGGUAGAAGGUAUCAAAACAGCCUUCACAUUACAAUUGAAUAUUAUUCGUGUUGCAAGAGAAGAAAUCACUCGAUCACAAACAGACCACACUUCAGCAGGCCGAGCUCUUCACAGGCCGAAUCGGUUCCGCACGAUCGUAGAAAGCGACGUUCAAGCCAAUCGGCAAGUUGUAGAGAGUGCGCAGCGUGUCGAUGUUGCGAACAGCACCUGGCAACGUCGAAACCUUCAUAAAGAGGUGGACAUGUGGACAAAAGGUUCUUUCGAUACCGCAACCUGGCUGUACCAUCUGGUAUUCAGCCCACGGAUACCAAUUCCCCCGGUCCUGCCCGUCGUCGCCCGCCAGCUACAAAAUCAAGCAUAUGUUUCCGAUGAAAGCACCGAGCAUGCUGAAGACUUCUCACAGGGACCUUUGGAGCAGAGCGUAGUACCAAAUUCCGGGUCUUCCGUCGCUGUAGAUAAAGCCAUGAUCAUCUGGGGCGGGCAAACAGAGCCUAGCGCGAUCAAAUCAGUCAAAGUUCCAUACGACAUAACGACUGGAGGGAGACGUUCCUCAAAAUCGUCAAUGAAGCUAAAGAGGAGGAAGACGCAGAAAUCUCCGAAAUAUGAAAGGAGGGAAGGACAUGACACUUCUGGAAGUUCAGAGGAUGAAGAUUUCAAGAGCGCGGAUGAACACACUCAGCGACCUAUUAAGAGUUCGAAAAGCAAUGCCGCCAGGGUUUUGUCGGCGACAUCAGACAAUGAGUGGAAUGCGCGAAGGACAGAAAGCAAUUACCAGCGAAACGACCGAUACAGCAAAGGUGAUAAAACGUACGAGCGCCUACGGCGAAAGGUCAAGUUUGAAGAGGACGAGACACCAAUUCAAGAUGCCUGGACACAGUCUCCUUAUUCAGGGCCUGGGGUUGAGAUGUACGCACCUUCUCAAUCACAUAGUGCAGCGUCUCAGCCUUCUCGGGUCUUUACUAUUGGCGGGGCAAGCAACCAGCAUUACACUUCAUACGAUGGGACAUUGGGCAAUGAUUUCCACAGGAGGUCGGCCCCCAUCCAGGUUCCUGGAACCAACGUCUCAGAUCCAUCUUUCUCAUCAUGUAACCCUUUUGCUUCGUCUACUUUCCAUACCGACUCUAGUGCACCGCUCCCUGCACCUGGCCGUCCUGCAACACGGGAAUGGUCAGUCUCGACCCCCAGUCAACAGCCAAUGUGCUGUCCUCCUGAUCUAACUGCUUUGAUUACGCCAUCAAAAGAGGACGCCAUUAUUGCUGCCAUAGAAAAGCUUCUUGAUGUGCGAGGAAAAGAACAGAAAUCUGAAGUCGAGGACCCUCGAUUGUCGAAAAUCAUGCAGUUGCUUGUCGCACAACAAGAGUAUUACGACGAGUCCGAGAAAGCGACAGCGAAGGCAGCUGCUGACUUAGAGCUCAAACAGGCCCAAGCAGCUCGUGAAAUAGUUGACGAAAAGAUACAGAGACUUGAGAGUCUCAUUAUGCGACAGGGCGAAGAGCAGUUGAAGGCUAAGGCGGUGUUGCGUGCUGAGCAGAGCGCCCGGAACGAGAUGGCUGCAAGUCUAGCACACGCAAAAGAGAGGGCAAAAGAAGAAGCAGAAGCACGGGCGAAGGAUGAAUUAAAGACGAUUGAAGAAGACUAUGCACGUCGGGUCGAACGCUACGAGCAGCUUAUAGAAGCCGCAAGCUCUAAAAUAAAAGAACAACACCACCAACCUAUUGGACCAUUCCCGGUUCGUCGCACAUGCGUUGCUGAGGGCAAUCGCAGUGUUGAGGUAGUCGAGUACACGACCGAUAACUUAGAGCCGCUGGCAAAUACGCCACUCUCGCCGUUCGGGUCCACCCAGGAACAUAUACUCGGGCCGAAUUUUGAUCGAAAGCAUAGUGCUGACCGUUUCCGCCAUGAUACCUUUCACGGGUCCGCUGCCACCAUGAGAUCGUCAAGUAGCAUGAGCACUUCAAGUACAACACCGAAUACUCAGCAUAUGAUAUUGUUUUCUUUGAACAGCGAUCAAAAUUCUGCAAGGACAUUAAAAUUACAGGCUUUGCUUGCAGAGUCUGGGGUCGAAGCCGUUUUUGACGGAACAGAGGAGACUAGGCGUGGUAAAUUAACGAGGUAUGACCGUAGAAACGAUGACCUUGUCCGGAGUACGAUCUUUUGGGAACCUCCUGUGUUAGGCCUUGCAAGUGAGCUCUUGUUCACUAUGAGGAAGGCUGGUUGGAAGCCGUGGUACUUUCGUUGCUCUGAUGCUGGCCAAACAUUCUUCCUCGGCAGUCAGCCCAUACAUUCGUAUAUCUUCUGGCCAGACUUCAAGCCGCAGUUUACAGCACUAUCAACAUCGUCGUCUAAUCAAUCUGUCAUCAUCAGCUCAGCGCUGGUAGAUAAACCCGCCAUGGAGCAACUUGGCUUCCAAUUUCGUGUUGAUGAUGCUGGUGCUUAUGUUCUUGAUGGAAGAUUGACAGUAAACGACAUUGAAGAUUUGGUCGAGCGCUCAUUUUCAAUACGCGAAACUUAUCUCAGAAGAUUGCAUCGGCAGCUGCAAUGGGACGGCAGUCCAGACGUUAACACAUCUACCGAUAAAAGCUUUGCGCCUUCUAUGAGAUCGAACACACCCGUGUAUGUGACCCAGCGUUGUACACCAUGCUCCAACACAGAUACAAAGCACCGGCCACCUUCGAUCGAAGUUCCCCAAACGAAUCGACUAGACGUGGAGCGCUUUCUAAUACCUGAUUCCGAAGAAGGCGAUCUUCCGUAUUCGAGAAGGGGUAGCACAUCCACUGAGUCACCUUCUGUCGCAUGCUGGUCGUCGAAGCUCACCAACAACCCAUUCCGCCAGCAUAUGUCUAAAAUGAAAGAGAAUGCCGAUGUGACGUGA
Molecule: messenger RNA, 3132 nt
Organism: Cucurbitaria berberidis CBS 394.84
Lineage: Eukaryota; Fungi; Ascomycota; Dothideomycetes; Pleosporales; Cucurbitariaceae
Exons: 7
Coding region: 1-3132 (1043 amino acids)
Source: RefSeq, a predicted model, not a curated record